UCUGAACACAUCCACCCCAGCAGACUCAAGUUACACACCACACACACUGCAUCAUGAGUAUUUAAGACCCAGUCCAAUUAGCUGUUGCCCUCUAGUACUGUCUUCCUCCUCCACAAGCACCUGAGCUUCAUUUACACAUCACACAAGGGCCUUAUGCAGGUUGAAAAUGUCACAGAACACUCCAAUAUAACCUACUUUAUUGUAUAGAUUAGAACAUACAUUCUCUGUGUUGUAGUACAAGACUAGAAUUUGGACUAAUGGCAGGUAGCUAUACUGUAUUGUUGGCGUCAUUACUUGUGUAAUGUUUAACCAACAUAUUACAUUUGCUAUAGAUGUUAUCACCAUCCCAAUGUUGCUCUUAGGCACAUAUCUAUGAUCUGCUUCGCCUACCUUUUACAAAGCCUAAGCUUAACCAUUAGGGGAAACCAAAACUCUUAUAUACACCCAGAAUGCAAUGUUUAUUUUGUUGAUCAACUGUUGAACAUUAGUCUAGGCUACUGGAGAGUGGAAAGUAGGUUUGUCUUUUGUGAGUAAAUAAAUACACAACACUGACAUAAAGGCACAAAAGUGGCAUCGGUUGCUGUCACGGCUUGAUAGAACCAAGAAGACCAUUGAGGAUGGAAAGCGAAACAAGCACUAUUUAGACAUGAAUUUGCGGGCUGCAGUUGCACACUAUUGGACUAUAAGUCUGGUGGGCUGGAUGUAGAAUUUACUGAAUGGAUAUACCUGAGGUGGGGGAAGUUUACAAAACAAGUCCCACCUCCUGAUUAAUCAUUGGAGAGGAAUCGUAUUCAUAUAUGGGCUGAAGAGCGAUAGUAGAUUAAUGGACUUUUCCAUGUUUUUUGUUUCAAUAUUUUAUGGCAAGAUAUUUAAUUUCACAUUAGCCUGCAAGUUGUUUAGUUAAAUGGAUUGCUCCUAAUUAACUUUUGAGCAUCCGUGUCGUUACAGUCCGUCGUGUUUUGCUCCCGCUGACUGGCAGCUGGCAAUGUAUGGUAGUAGUCUAUGACUUUCUGAUGUAAGUGUAGCUAUUGGAGUUGGUGGAUCAGAAAAUUAAGUUCGAGAGUGCGUGUCACGUUUUCACAUUUUACCGACAAUUCGGAGGAGUAGGCUACACGCUAUGGAGAGUGAAACGAACGGUAACAUCUCGAUUACUUCCCAGCUUCACCUGAACAACAGCACCAAUGCGAAUGACAGGGUGGACUCGUAUGGGUUUGAGAUGCCUGAGGGUUAUGAGUCCUAUGAGAAGAUGAUGGCUGAGUAUGUUGCCGUGCUCACCAGAAGGUCCUUCAAGUGGUCUAAACUCCUACAGGGGAAAGUCCACGUGGAGAAGAACCUGAAGGUGAAGCGGUACGUGCGUAAGGGUGUGCCCAACGAGCACCGAGCCCAGAUCUGGAUGGCAGCCAGCGGGGCCCAGGAGCAGCUGGAAAAGAACCCAGGGUACUACCACACUCUGCUGGGCACCGAGCAGCAGCACGAUGCCAAGCUGGAGGAGACCGUCAGGAUAGACAUGCACAGAACGUUCCCUGACAACGUGCAGUUCCGGAACAGCUCAGAGCCCUGUCUGCAGAAGGCCCUGUACAACGUGCUGCUGGCGUAUGGACACCACAACCAGGCUGUGGGAUACUGCCAGGGUAUGAACUUCAUUGCAGGCUACCUCAUCAUCAUCACUAAGGAUGAAGAGAAGUCCUUCUGGCUCAUGGACUCUUUGUUGGGAAGAAUACUCUCUGACUACUACAGCCCGGGCAUGCUGGGGUUGAAGACGGACCAGGAGGUGUUGGGCGAGCUGGUGAGGGUCAAAGCCCCAGCUGUGUGGCAGGCCAUGGCCCAACACAACGUCAUGUGGACCCUGGUGGUCUCCAGGUGGUUCAUCUGCCUCUACAUCGAUGUCCUGCCUGUAGAGACAGUUUUGCGGAUCUGGGACUGCCUGUUCUACGAGGGCUCUAAGAUCCUGUUCCGCGUGGCCCUGGCUCUGAUCCUCCACCACCAGGCUGAGAUCCUGCAGGCCCGCUCCAUGGUCGAGGUGUGUGAGCGCUUCAAACUGAUCACCCAGGGAGCCUUCACAUACGACUGCCACACCUUCAUGCAGGAAAUCUUCAGGGAACCAGGAAGUCUCUCCAUGGCAACCAUCACUAAGCUAAGGGAGACAUGCCGAGAACACAUAGUGGCUGAGAUGUCCAGACUCCACCCUUGACCACUAAUAACCAAGGCAAUCACCCUGUGGUUAUCCUGGGCUUGUUCCAGGUCAUCUUCAUUGCAGUUGCGCUACAGAUGAUAAGAUUUCACAUCUGGAGAAACAACCGUUAUCUCAGGAACCACAUAAAUAUGAUGACAUGGCAAUCACUCUUCUGAGAUGCUGAAUUGAGCUGCGUGAUUGUAGUACCCCCAUCUAGCCAAAUAUGAUUUGUAUUGUAAAAAGCAUUAAACUGUAUUCUUGUACUUUU
Molecule: messenger RNA, 2441 nt
Organism: Salvelinus sp. IW2-2015
Lineage: Eukaryota; Metazoa; Chordata; Actinopteri; Salmoniformes; Salmonidae
Product: growth hormone-regulated TBC protein 1-A
Source: RefSeq, a predicted model, not a curated record